This is a messenger RNA of Rhizopus microsporus ATCC 52813, 3933 nucleotides long. RefSeq names its product p-glyco protein. The record is from RefSeq and is a predicted model, not a curated record. The coding region runs from base 275 to 3850 and encodes 1191 amino acids. The transcript has 4 exons. NCBI's taxonomy places the organism in Eukaryota, Fungi, Mucoromycota, Mucoromycetes, Mucorales, Rhizopodaceae. Gene Ontology annotation, cellular component: membrane. Gene Ontology annotation, biological process: transmembrane transport. Gene Ontology annotation, molecular function: ABC-type transporter activity; ATP binding; ATP hydrolysis activity.
UAUAAACAUAGAAUAGAAGACAUCUAGAAAUAUGUCUAAUGAAAAUAAGUCUCCAAAAAAGGAGAAACAACCCUCAGUAUCCAUUAUACAACUAUUUCGAUUCUCAACCUUUGGAGAACGCAUUCUGAUUCUACUUGCUACCAUACUUUCCAUUGCUGUAGGAGCUAUACAGCCUUGUUCAAUCUUAAUAUAUGGAAGAUUUUUGGGAACACUUACAGGAUCGCUGUCAGAUAUCGAUUCGUUACUCGAUAUCACGGCUCCUGUGAUUCAUAUUAUGGCCUAUUUUGGUACUGCCGUUUUGGUUUCUGCCUAUGCAUCAAAUUGUUUGUGGAUUCUCACAGGUGAAAGUCAAACACGCAGAAUUAGAAUUAUGUAUCUUCAUUCAGUUUUACGCCAAGACAUGAGCUGGUUUGACAAGGCAGGAGAAGGCUCGCUUAAUACUCGACUAGCUACAGACACACAAUUGAUACAAGAUGGAAUCUCAGAAAAGUUUGGUUUGAUUAUCACUUUGGCUGCUCAGUUCAUUGCUGGUGUUGUUGUCGCAUUUGUACAAGGCUGGCGAUUAGCAAUCUUGAUAUUGGUUGUGUUACCCCUCAUGGCUAUAACAGUUGUUGUUAUGAGUCAUAACAUGAGAAAGUACAUCAGGUUGGCUCAAGCUUCAUAUGCAGAUGCCGGCUCUGUAGCAGAGCAAACAUUCAACGCUAUCCGAACAGUUUACUCCUUUUCAUUACAGCAGCGAAUGGUAAAUCUUUAUGAAGUUCAAUUGGAAAAGGCUCGAAAGAUGGGCAUAAAGCGUGGUAUAACCAUUGGUGCAGGUUUUGCUGCAUUCAUGUUUUUGUUUUUUGCAUCUUAUGCUUUAAUUCUUUGGUAUGGUGCCAGACUUGUCAGUCAAAGUCAAAUGACAGGCCCUACUGUCCUGGUUGUCUUUUUGUCUAUGAUGAUGGGAUGUAUGGCAUUCAUUCGUCUUCCAACAAAUUUGUCUGCUGUUUCAGGUGCCUGUGGUGCAGCUUUCAAAAUCUUUGAAAUCAUUGAUCGUGUGCCCAAUAUUGAUCCAGACUCAAACCAAGGUUUAAUCCCCGAUCAUGUCGAAGGCGCCUUAGAGUUCAAGAAUGUCAUGUUCAAGUACCCCACACGUCCGGAUGUAACCAUCUUGAAAGACCUUUCGCUAAAGGUGAAGCCCGGAAUGACUGUUGCCUUUGUUGGCGCCUCUGGAUCCGGAAAAUCUACUAGUAUCCAAUUAAUUCAGCGAUUUUAUGAUCCUUUAUCUGGUCAAGUUUCUCUGGAUGGACAUGAUCUCAAGACCUUAAACCUCAAAUGGUUACGUCAGCAAAUAGGUGUAGUCAGCCAAGAACCUGUCCUUUUCAACAUGACAAUUCGACAAAACUUGCUUAUGGGAGCCUCAGAAAAGAUCUCUAAUGAACAAAUUAUUGAAGCCUGUAAAGAAGCUAAUUGCCACUCUUUCAUCUCCCAGCUCCCUCAAGGGUACGAUACGAUUGUUGGUGAUUUCGGAAGCAUGCUCUCUGGCGGCCAAAAGCAAAGAAUUGCCAUUGCUCGUGCCAUUUUGAAAAACCCUACCAUUCUUUUACUUGAUGAGGCUACCUCUGCGUUAGAUACUCAAUCAGAACGUCUUGUUCAAAAUGCCUUGGAUAGAGCUGCUGCUAAAAGAACUACAGUAGUUGUUGCCCAUCGUCUUUCAACCAUUCGUAAUGCGGACCUUAUUGUGGUUAUGGAUCAUGGAGAAAUUGCCGAGCAAGGAACACACGAAGAAUUGAUCGCAAAGAACGGCCCCUAUGCCGACUUGGUACGAAAACAAACGAUUGAUACCAAGAGAGAAGGCAGUGAUGACGACGAUACUGAUAAUACAGAGACUGAGGAACAACUUGAACAAGAAGAAAUGAAUACUCUCCGAAAGAAAAUUACCCGAGAAAUGAGCCGUCGUUCUGGACAUGAACUAACAAAAGUGCUGUCCGUAAAUGAAAAGACACUUGAUGACUCUCCAGAGGAACUCGAUGCAUAUGAACUUAAGCUUAAAAAGGAAAAAGAAGAAAAGAAAAUGAUGAAGAAACAAAAGGCUCCUACCUGGAAAGUAGUUCGUGACAUGCGCCAGGAAUAUAUGUGGAUCUUUAUCGGAACUGUCACCUCUGUUAUUGCUGGCUGCGUUUUCCCCGUCUAUGGUUUCUUGUUCUCAAAGAUUAUCGUCCUUAUCUCUGUCCCUGGUACCGUGAUCGAACAAGGACCUAUGCAAGGUGUAAACUUGUAUGCAUUUAUCUUUUUAAUCAUUGGUAUACUCGCAUUCUUUGGCUUUGGUGGUCAAAAUUGGGCAUUUGAGGUUGCCGGCGAAAAUUACACAAAGCGAUUACGUCUCAAGGUGUUUGCUGCUUAUUUACGUCAAGAAGUUGGCUUUUUUGAUGAAGAAGAUAAUAAUACUGGUUCUUUGAUUUCUACACUAGCUGUCGAUGCAAAGAAUGUAAACGAAUUGGUGACUAGAGUCUGGGGUGACGUCGUUGCUAUGUUUUCUACCAUCAUUUUUGGUCUUAUCGUUGCUAUGGUUCAUAGUUGGGCUCUAACACUGAUCAUCCUCUGCUUUUCACCCAUUAUCAUAGCUACCACUGCAUAUGAACGUCAAGUUCAAAGAGGAUUCGAAGACAAUACCAAGACGGCCAAUGCUCAAAGUGGUAAAGUUGCUGGCGAAGCUAUUCGUGAAGUCCGAACAGUUGCAUCUCUCAACAAACAAGAUUAUUUUGAACAGAGAUACAUACAUGCUACCGAAAGACCUCAUCGACUAGCUCUAAAGAAAGCCUAUCUAUCCUCCAUUGCAUACUCGUUAAAUAAGGGCGUCAACAUCUAUACUAGCUGUGUUGCAUUCUAUGCAGGUGUGCGUCUUAUCAUGGAUCGAAUGAUUGACUUUCCUCAAAUGUUUACGAGUAUGACUGUCAUCAUGACAACAGCUGAAAGUGCUGGACGUAGUUCAACCUUUGUUUCAACGUUUGCAAAAGCUAAGUUCUCAGCUAUUGCUUCAUUUAGUAUCAUUGAACGUCAACCCAAGAUUGACCCUGAUCUUGAAGGUAUCGAGCCAAAGGUUGGUAGCCUGAAUGGAGAUAUUGGGUUCGAAAACAUCAAGUUCCGUUACCCUGCACGUCCUAAACAAGCCAUUUUUGAUGGUGAAUUCAAUUUGAAAGGUAAAGCGAACCAAACGAUUGCUCUUGUUGGACCUUCUGGUUGCGGUAAAUCAACAACCAUUGGAAUGCUUCAGCGCUGGUAUGAUCCUUUAGAAGGAAAAGUCUCACUCGAUAACCAAGACGUAAAAUCCUACUCUUUACACAACCUUCGAAGUCACAUGGCGCUCGUUAGUCAAGAACCCUCAUUAUUUGAUAUGACUAUUGAAGAAAAUCUCCGUUUUGGUAUCGUUGAUGGUAUAGAAGUUAGUCAACAAGAAAUUGAAGAGGCCUGUAAGGCUGCAAAUAUCCAUGAAUUCAUCAUUAGCCUCCCUGAUGGUUAUAAAACUCGUGUUGGUGACAAAGGGUCACAGCUCUCGGGUGGCCAAAAGCAAAGAAUUGCUAUUGCUCGUGCACUACUUCGUAAGCCUAGAGUUUUACUACUGGAUGAAGCCACAUCUGCUUUGGAUAGUGAUUCUGAAAAGGCAGUACAGAAGGCUAUUGAUACUAUUCUGGAUCAAGGAGGACGAACAACGAUUACGAUUGCUCACCGUUUAUCUACUAUUCAGAACGCUGAUCUCAUUUGUGUAAUUAAAAAUGGUAAAGUCGUUGAACAAGGCUCCCAUUGGGAGCUAUUGCAUCUGGAUGGUGUAUAUGCUGGAUUGGUGAAAGAACAGUCUCUUACAGUUUUAUAAUUCAAUGUUCUCCCUUUAAUAUUAUUUGUAACUAUUUCUUUUGAAUAUAAAUGUAGAUAUAUAAAUAAACUUAUAGAUUAACC